Molecule: messenger RNA, 1226 nt
Organism: Colias croceus (clouded yellow)
Lineage: Eukaryota; Metazoa; Arthropoda; Insecta; Lepidoptera; Pieridae
Product: guanylate kinase
Exons: 6
Coding region: 187-837 (216 amino acids)
Biological process (GO): purine nucleotide metabolic process
Cellular component (GO): cytosol
Molecular function (GO): GMP kinase activity
Source: RefSeq, a predicted model, not a curated record
UGCCGUGUUCUUUGUUGACGGUUCGGGUUCCUUGCUACAUUUACACGAGAAUAUUGAUUUUACGCCGAGUGUUUUCACGGUCUUAAUGAAUUUGAAGAGAACAACUAUAACAGCAAUUUAUUUCAAAUAAAACUUUGCAAUCUUUCAAAAAUUUUUAUCACGAAUUUUUUAUUAUUUCUGAACAAAAUGGUGCAGAAAGGACCUCGACCAUUAGUUCUUUGCGGUCCUUCAGGAUCCGGCAAGAGCACUUUAUUGAAGCGAUUGCUAAAAGAAUUCCCAGACAAGUUUGGUUUUAGCGUGUCGCAUACGACGAGAGGACCACGACCGGGUGAAAAAGAUGGGGUUCAUUAUCACUUCACAACAAGAGAUCACAUGCUUGCUGCAGUAGAGAGGGGGGAAUUUAUAGAAACAGCUGUAUUCAGUGGUAACAUGUAUGGGACAAGUAAAAAGGCUGUGGAUGAUGUUCGUCUAUCUGGUAGAAUCUGUGUGCUGGAUAUUGAAAUAGAAGGGGUCAAACAAAUCAAGCGUACUGACUUGGAUCCUCUGCUUGUGUUUGUGAUGCCACCAUCUAUAGAAGAGCUCGAGAGACGCCUGCGCAACCGUAACACUGAACAAGAGGAGGCUUUACAGAAGAGAUUAGAAACUGCACGCCAUGAGAUCAAAUACGGUCAAGAGCCAGGCAAUUUUCAUAUUGUGAUUCUGAAUGACAGCUUGGACAAGGCAUAUGCGGAGCUACGUGAUUUCAUAACAAAGAAUUCGGAAAAUGUCGAGGAAGAAACAAAUGCUACCCAGAACAAUGUACUACAGAUAUAUCAUCGAUUAAUGAAUUUUCAGUAAGUCUAGUAAGAAGAGAGGUACAUUGCCAACAUAAAAGGAUGGAACAAUAUAUGUAUUACAAUAUUUAAUCUAACCUAUAUAUAUAAAGAGUUGAUUAAGAAUGUUUGUAUUUAUCUUUUAGUCAUUCCAAGAGACAAAAUGUCCUAAAAAGCUUUGGUUAUUCAAAUUUGGCUUAUAGAAACUGAAUAUUAUUAUAAAGAAGCUUAAUAAUGUAGUAAUAGCCAAUUAUAAGUAGAAGAUUAAUUGAUAUCUAUGAAAUUAAAACUUGCCACUAUUUUCUAUUCGAACUUUGGUUUUGAAAAAGAUUGUUCUUAAUACUAUAACAUUAGUAUGUACUUUUAAUGUUACCAGUUCUGUUAUUUUACAAAAAUAAAUAUUUUAAUGCAACA